Molecule: messenger RNA, 3060 nt
Organism: Zootermopsis nevadensis
Lineage: Eukaryota; Metazoa; Arthropoda; Insecta; Blattodea; Termopsidae
Product: innexin inx7
Biological process (GO): phototransduction
Cellular component (GO): gap junction; plasma membrane
Molecular function (GO): gap junction channel activity
Source: RefSeq, a predicted model, not a curated record
UCACUCGCCCUCGGUGACUGCCGAGUUCGGAUUAGUCAAUGUUCGACCGGCAGAGCGUUACAGCAUGGUAUUCGCGUUCCCGUAACGGUAUUUCCACUUUGCAGGAAACCGUGCAAAUAAAGCGUCUUCCUGUAGACUGAUGCCUGACUUAUACGUUUGUGAGACCUACUUUUUCGCGAUAGUGACGUAUCUUGUUUACAAUGAUAAGCACAAUACACCACGUGGUAUGAAUUUCGUGUUCGACUCACCUUGAAGACUUCAACUACUCAGUUAUGCUGCUUGUACUGUUUGAACAGCGUUGAACAGUGAAACGUAGGCAGUAUUUUCAGUUUGUGUGUUUGCAAUUAAAGACUGGGUGUUAAGUUAAUUCUAGAAUUUCGUAACGAUGUUGAAAACUUUUCAGUGUGUUGUUGAAAACGUUCACUACAAGAGUAAGGAGGCUGUAAUUGACAACUUUGUAUCUAAGCUCUAUUACCGAGCGAGCUUUGCUAUUCUCUUAACAUCCACCAUCUUGGUCUGCAGCCGUCAAUACGUCGGUGAACAUAUCCGCUGUGUAGCUGACCACAGGUUGCCAAUUCAUGUAAUAAACACCUAUUGCUUCUUCACAACGACCUUCACAGUCGUAAAACAUGCUAAUCAAUCCGCGCUUCACAGCGGAGUUGUGCCACAUCUGGGUGUCGGUCCGUAUGUCGAGAAUGAAGAUGCUGUCAAAUAUCACGCCUUUUACCAGUGGGUUCCUUUUAUGCUGUUCUUGCAGGCGUUAAUGUUUUAUGCCCCUCAUUAUUAUUGGAGAAAUCGGGAAGGAGGACGAAUGAAGGCGUUGGUGAAAGGAUUACAGCACGCGUACUUAAGCCUGAACAUAGAGGAUAUGAAGUUAGAAUGUGGUGUUACAAUACCGUCAAAAAAGAAUGCAAGGCGAAAGAUUAUAUUGAUCAGAGAUGCAUUCGUCCAGAGAAAGGAUAUCAACAAGUCUUGGACGACAGAUUUUGUCAUUUCCGAGGUCAUAAAUGCCGCCAACCUCGUGGUACAGAUCUACAUAACGGAUGUAUUCCUUGGAGGGACUUUCCUGAAUUUGGGACGUGAUGUUCUUAGGGCUGAUGGUACCAGCGAAGAGAGCCCUUUGGAUUUAGUGUUCCCAAAGGUGACGAAAUGUAACUUCAGGAAAUAUGGUCCUUCAGGUUCACUGCAGUUGCACGAUGCCUUGUGUGUGAUGGCACUAAAUGUUGUAAAUGAGAAGAUAUACGUAUUCCUCUGGUUCUGGUUUGUCGUUCUCUGUGUUUUAACGUUGGCAGCCCUGCUGUGGAGGCUUCUGACUGUGAUCCUUCAUGCACGAUGUCUACUAUUCAACAGGAUCGUGUUUGGCUUUGCAAAUCCUCAGGUCCUUGACCUAUGGAGUCUCGUCACGGUCACUAAAGAAUGCCACUUCUCAGACUGGCUGUUUCUGUACUACCUAGCUAAGAAUCUGGACGGGUUUGUGUUCCGGGAACUGUUCCUUAGUGCUGCUGUGGAGAUCAGUGAUGUUCCGCCAGAGACUUACCAUUACGCUAGCGAUGACGACGACGAAGAGGAAGCAGGGCAAGAGAACGCGGUCCAAGCGACGUAACAGCGUCAUUCAUUGUUGCUAUGGAAACUGCUUACAGUGGCAUUGUUGUUUUUCUUGGUAGGUUCAGGAAGAUCUAGCUACUGGAUGGCUCCAGUCUACACGGGUGAAUCACGGAAGGCUACAAUUGAUUAAGCUUACUGGAGAUAAGGACUUUUGAGUGAAGAAAAUAAUUAGAAUAUAGCAUUGCUAUAAAAUUGUUAACUGUGUGUUUUUACCUUUGUACACAGUAGUGUAUGUGGAUAUUAAUUUCGGGGUGUUUCUUUAAAAUAACUUCUUCCUUUCGCUGAAAUGUCUUGACUUAAUCAAACAAUUCUGACGGUAUUUAACUUGGAAAACAGACUGCAGUCGACCUCUUGUAAUUUGGCACGUAUACAAAUAAGUUAACUUCGAAUGGGUUUGCCUAUAGGAAUUUGCCCUGCAGUUGUGAAAUUGAUCCAGAAUGAAUUCGAUCUGGUGUAGUGUCCGAAUGAAACAGGAAAGGAUGCGAAAGUAACUCAACUCUUGCAAGGAUGAGAAUGGAUUUUGCAGUAUAUUUGUAGCAUUGAAUGACUUAAUAUGUCAUUUUUGUUCAGUAAGCGAAACCAAGUUGUUCAUUGUUUAUAAUUAACACAUUUAUCAGGCUUGAUUCUUUUUAGUUCGAGAAAUUUAAGAGAUAACAUAAUUUGCGUACAGAAAUUAGACGCUGAGCCUUAAGUAAUUCUUGUAAAUUAUGUCUAAGUAUUAAUUUGUUAUUUGGAGCGAUUCAGUAGACAUGAUAAAAUAUUUUAUUGUAGUAAGUUCCUAUAUAAUAUCAAAGACUGAUGCAAAUUAUUGUAGGUAGGUUUGUAUAUAUUAAUAACCAGUUCUUUCUGUUCUGAGCCGACGAUAGUGUUAGUUCGCCACCGGAAUCACUUUGUUCUGUCUGGUAGGUAUUGACCGAAGUUUCGGAAAUGCUUGCUGAUUCCAUCAUCAGGGCGAUAAGUAAAUAAGACCGCAUAGCGUAACGCCCCAGAAGACAGCCUUCUUCAUGCUCGUCUCCCUGAGAACACAAAUCUCCUCUAAUUUUAACAGAGUGCCUUCCACUCCCCUCACCAAUUCACUUGGACCUUGGCUGUUCUAUCGUUGCAUUAUGCAGAUCUGUGAACGAUGGUCUCUAACUGUGAUAGUCUGUUUUUACCACAGUAUUGUCUUGUUACAAGUGAUAACUUAAAAUAGUCCGAAUUCACAGUAUUUAUUCUAUAAGUAAUUUUGUAAUAGUUUGUAAGUCUGACUUAAUUCAAGUCGGAUACGAACAACUUUUAUUCUAGAUUGGUAUUAUGUGUAGCAAUAAUUUGAAGAAAGAACACUGCACUGUUCAAAAGAAUAUAAAUAUUAUGUAUAUGCUGCGAAAAAUGUUAUUGCACCAAUGAACUGUAAGAUAGUCAAAUUGACUUUCACACGAAGAAUUUUAAUAAAAAUUUAUUUCUGUUACCGCUUAA